Molecule: messenger RNA, 2084 nt
Organism: Helicoverpa zea (corn earworm)
Lineage: Eukaryota; Metazoa; Arthropoda; Insecta; Lepidoptera; Noctuidae
Gene: mei-218
Exons: 1
Coding region: 218-1933 (571 amino acids)
Source: RefSeq, a predicted model, not a curated record
UAUCCUACUUCAUACGUCUAUUGAAAACUUUAAUUGAAGUUACUGGCUGUCUAGCUACAUACCAAAGUCACAGCAAGAAACCAAUUAAAAAUAAAAUUAAUUAAGGCGGGAAAAUCGUUCAAUAUUUAUUACACGAAGGAGGUCAGCUGCAGUUUUUAGUUAACGCUGCUUUACUUUACUAACAGUUAACUUGUAAUUAAUUAAGACUUCGUUAGCAAUGGAGCAACAAUGUAAAUUGCUGCUAUACUUAGACAGCAGGCGUUACUUACAUGACAUGAAAACUAACUGCGUGGAUUUCCUAGAACAAUUAACUGACAAAACGGUUUGUAAGUUUCCACCAUUACGAUUUUUAUUGGAGGUUGACAUUAUGGAUUUAUUUGAUAUGUUUCCCGAGAUAGGGGAACUAUUGAUAAAAGAGCCAACUAAAGUAAAAAAUAUGUGCAACGAUGUUUUGUUUGCAUGCCUUCAGGCUAUCGACCUCGAGAUAAAGAAUCGUAUCGAAUAUGCGCAGGUUGCCGUAACACUCCGUUUGAGGAGCGUUCCCAGACUUUUGAAAUCUAAUCCUCGACAUUAUAAUGGCCUGGUGACAUUUGAUGGAUUGCUGAUAAGUUAUUCAAAGCCUGAGAGCUAUGUUUACCAUUCCGUUUGGUCAUGUCCUGAGGAAUGUGAAGGCAGCGAAGUUAUCUUACACUACAUACCCAAACACCCACCAAAAUGCUUCGUGUGCAAAAGUAUUCUAUUUGAAAACAGCGGAUUGAGGCGAUGUGGAGAACAAGUAACUGCUACAUUUAAAAUUCAAGAGCAAUUACUACUGAAACGUUUUCAAAUUCCUGACGAUUUAUUUCCAAAGCUAAACCUCGGAUUGAGAUACAUCUUGCAUGUUGUUGGCACAAAAAAGAAUACAGUUGUCUGGUCUUUAGAAAAAGUAAUUCCUUUGGGUGCACCAAUAACUAGCCCCAUACCUAAAGAUGUAGAAGAUUUGUUCAAGGCUUGCAAAGGUAUACCUUGGAAGUUCAUAUACUGUCUCGCUUCAAGUAUAGGCGUGAAUAUUUGCCCUUUGAACUGCUUCAUGCACCUUAAGAUAAACCUGCUAUUGAGUCUUACAAGUAUAAAGGCAAACGCGAUAACCGGUGCAAGUAUUGUGCACGUCUUAGCUGGAGGAUUUGAUACUAGAUAUGUGGGAGAAAUAAUGACUGAAGCAGCUAAACUGGCUGAUAGACACGUGAUUUUAGGAACAGCAAAUUCUUUGGCGUCAACUGCUUUAAUAAGCAGUUCAGGAGGAGUCUGUAUGCUACCAUUACCUCUCCACAUCUACCAUCAGAAGCAAGUGUCAUCUGUUCUCUCAGCUAUAGAAACGGGGAAUAUAAAUACUGGCACAGGACCAACGACGCUAAAGUCCGCAGUUUGGGCUCAAGGCAUGAAUUUCAAGAAGAUGAUUCUGUUCAACGUUGCCAGUGUGUUCGGUAAUGUCUGUCGAGGUGAUUGCGGAGAAUACUACGACGAAAUAGUCGACUUUAUGAUGCAGCAGGCCGUAGAACCAGUAGGUGUAGGUAAAGAAGAGAUACAAGCCCUGAAAGAUGUGGCAAAGUAUAUUGAUCUCGUCGCAGGAAUUGAAGUAGAUUUAGACGAUGCCACAGAGAAUUUAUUGAGGAGUUACUUUCUAGCUGCUCGUAAAGAGAAUACAAGAAGUGUUUCGGUCGGCAGUAUGAGCGCUCUGGUAGCAAUUUGCUUGACUUCAGCCAGGCUUUGUCGUAGGAAGGUUGCGAACGUUGAUGACGCUGUUUUCGCUAUUUGGUUACACGUCAGCGGUAGUCCCGAGCCAAGGUUCGCCCCCGAAGAGUAUCUACAAACCCCGGCAGACGUGAGAAAAUUACAAAAAAUAAUUAAUAACUUCAAAGAUUGGUUAGAACAAUUUACCGGUAGUUUACUUUGAGUUUUUCCUGCUUUGUGGGUUGCAAGGUGACUUUGUUAGCAGUUUUUUUUUAUACAAUAGGCACUUUGUUCAUUUUAUGUUUAGUUUCCUAUACGAGUACCAGUCUAUGUGCUUUUAGGGAAUGUUUUUGAGUCUUUAAUUAAAACAUUAA